This is a messenger RNA of Drosophila subpulchrella, 2197 nucleotides long. Its product is annotated as phenoloxidase-activating factor 2. Gene Ontology annotation, molecular function: serine-type endopeptidase activity. Bases 30 to 1940 code for a protein of 636 amino acids. The transcript has 2 exons. The record is from RefSeq and is a predicted model, not a curated record. Gene Ontology annotation, biological process: proteolysis. NCBI's taxonomy places the organism in Eukaryota, Metazoa, Arthropoda, Insecta, Diptera, Drosophilidae.
CAUCAGUUUAUUAAAUAAAGGCGAGCAGAAUGGUUCGCCCUUCCAUAUUGUGCUUGCUUCUGGGUCUGUACACAGUGGAGGCACUUUUUUGUGGCACCUCCAACUUAAAGGAGUGUGUACCCCAUUACUUAUGCAGGAAUGGCAACGGAAACGGAAAACCCGUCAAAACGUUUCGAAGUCUAGCAGAAGGCAACAAUGGAUGUCCUGCCGCCCAAACCUGCUGUCCCAGGACGGAAAUAUUACAAUAUGCGGCCCCGGUACCGGUGCCCGGUCCAAGUGGUCUCCCCGCAUGUGGCCACGCAAACCGUGACGGCCUGACCUUCACCAUCGCCAAUUCUGGGGACACCGCCCAGGAAGCGGAACUGCCUUGGAUGGUGAUUCUGCUAACUGCCCGAUCCCUCGAAACGGUCGGAGGUGGCUCCCUGAUCAAACCGGAUGUGGUACUCUCAAACACCGAAAAGACCAUAGACUACAUAGAAAGCCAGCUCAUUGUGCGGGCUGGCGAAUGGGAUCUCAGUUCUAACGCCGAGCAUGGGAAACAUGAGGAUGUGGCCAUCAGGAAGAUCGUGCGCCACCCGGACUUUCAUAAUGAAACAGGAGCCUACAACGUGGCCCUUUUGUUUCUCGAAAGACCACUUCAACUAACCAGCCAUAUAAAUCUCAUCUGCCUCCCGCCGCCGAAUCGGGCGUUUAUCUUUAAUCGCUGCAUUGUCAGUGGCUGGGGUAAGAGGAAUAUCCACGAUAUGAGUUACAUGAAUCUCCUGAAGAAGAUCGAGGUGCCGUUGGUGCAAAGCUACACGUGCGAGCAGCAACUGCGAAUGUAUGACCCAACCUUCAAUCUCCAUGACAGCCUUAUAUGCGCCGGCGGAGAAAUCGGCAAGGAUUCGUGUGAGGGCGACGGGGGAGCCCCAUUGGCCUGCCCGGUCCAAGGUUAUCCCAAUCGGUACGAGCAGGUCGGCAUCGUCAACUUCGGAUACGGAUGCGGAGGUGCAAUCCCUGCGGCCUACACUGAUGUUUCCAAAAUGCGGCCCUGGAUUGACCAUCAGAUCCAAGAGAAUUCAGUCGGUUCAGGAGGUAGAGUUGAUGACAGUAUAAACUAUCCAAGUCAAGGUACAUUUACUAACAAUGAAAUCCAAAGUCCUGUUCGAAUUCCAGGGCACGGUUCAGGGGGUAAACUUGUUACCACUAUAAAAUAUCCAAGUCAAGGUAACAAUGUAAUCCAAAGUCCUGUUCGAUUUCAAGGACACGACCAAGGUGCAUUAGUCAACAAUGCAAAUGAUCCAAAUGGAUACCAAGGACCGGUUCAAGGACAAGGACGCGACAAAAUCAAUUUUAUAAGCAAUAAAUAUGGUCCAAAUGGAUACCAAGGACCUGGGCAAGGACAAGGAUACGGACAAGGAAUACAAGAACCUUUUCAAGGACAAGGACAAGGACAAAAUGCAUUUGUUAACAACGGAUUCCAUCAUAAUGGAUACCAACGACAGGGACAAGGUCACACAACUAUUGGACCCUUAUACGAUAUGCAGCCUGUUCAAGGAGGUAGAGGAGAAGGAGAGAUAAGUGGUAACAAUAUAUAUGGUUUAAAUCAAUACCAAAGACAAGGUACAAGUACAAGCUAUGGAUACCAAGGAACUCUCCAAGGAGCACCAGGAACAAAUGGAAAUAUGAAUCAAAACAUAUACCAAACGUCAAAUGUAGGUGGCAGCAGAUAUGAUGGAGCACAAGGGAUCAUUCCAGCAGGAGGCGGAGCUGGUUUUUCAGGCGCGGGACAUAAUUAUAAUAUAGGUGGCGGUGAUCCGGAGCGAUUCGGUGGCGGUCAUAAAUUGAAUAACGAUGAAAUAAUUGAAAACCCCAAAAAGGAUAAUACUAUCACAUUUGAGAAUAUACCGACAACAACCACUCCGAUUGCAGCCGUGGAUAUGCAAAUAGUAGAUGCAUAAUAUAUUUAAUUUCCUCUGUCAACCAUGCAUUAAGUCUUAAUUAAAAAGAAAUUAUUCAACUGGCCAGAACAAGAUUUUAAAAAUAUGAGUUUGUAACAAUUUUUUUUUGUUUUUAGGGUCACGACCAGGACUUUUCAUUUUUCUAUAACAGUAUAUUUCGUAUAGUAAUCAUAGACUUACUAUACGAAAUAUACCGUCAACUAUGCAGUCAAAAUUUGUAAAAAAUAAAUGUUUACUAAGAACGGAUUUUUUAUUUA